AUGGUUUGUGCUUUCUGGCAACGCGUCGACGAAGCAAGUUGGGAUUAUUACACUCUUCGAUACUCCAGGGAGUCCCUUGGAAAGUUGGCAACCUACUUCCAUUUCCGCUUCGAGGGACGAUGCGUACUUACCAGGCCUUGCGUCUUAUUCCGCUACCGCAAGACCGGCCCAGGCCCAGCCGCAAAACCAAUCUCGGUCUUUCCGUACUUGGGGUAUUUGCACUCGAGUGAGAUUGCCGGGUUUCGCCUCGACUACCUGCGUCAGCGAUCAAACAACUUCGGUCUCCCCAACCCGGUCGGCAAGGGCAUACAGAGCCGGCGUUUCCGGAAAAUCAAGCCAAAGGAGCGUCAUCACGACCCUUACUUGGUCGCGGUGCUGAUCGCCAUGGCUCAGGAGCAGAGGUCACGCCAGAGGCUGCACAAAGGCAAGAAAUCGAGGAAGAAGGCCUACGAUCCUAACUACCGCUUCACGGUCCACCUGCUCAUGGCCGAGAGCAACAACUAUGACAACGUUAACCUCUACACGGCCCACCCCACCGUCGCAUUUCUCGAGAGAUUCGAUUUCCCAACUCAGGCGCCGCCCGUCCCGACUGAUCUCGACAUCCUCCACCGUCGGAUCCCUCAUGAGCCUCAUGAAUCAUUCCUGCAGCGCCUUUUGCAGAGCAUGGAAGUAGCGUCUGAUCCGCCGAUAGUCGCCGACACGACCAAACUACAGAAGGACGCGGGGGUGAGCAUGGAGGCAAACAAUGGUGACAGCAACGCUGGUACAGAUGGAAAUGGCAGUGAUUAA
Molecule: messenger RNA, 789 nt
Organism: Scedosporium apiospermum
Lineage: Eukaryota; Fungi; Ascomycota; Sordariomycetes; Microascales; Microascaceae
Exons: 3
Coding region: 1-789 (262 amino acids)
Source: RefSeq, a predicted model, not a curated record